Molecule: messenger RNA, 1134 nt
Organism: Eutrema salsugineum
Lineage: Eukaryota; Viridiplantae; Streptophyta; Magnoliopsida; Brassicales; Brassicaceae
Product: peroxidase 13
Exons: 4
Coding region: 9-1019 (336 amino acids)
Biological process (GO): hydrogen peroxide catabolic process; response to oxidative stress
Cellular component (GO): plasmodesma; plant-type cell wall
Molecular function (GO): peroxidase activity; heme binding
Source: RefSeq, a predicted model, not a curated record
UAAAAAAAAUGAGCCGUAUUGUACGAGAGAGUACAUCAAAUAAUUUCUUUAGUCCGAAAAUGAUCAGUGCUGCAAUAUUUAUAGUUUUGUUUUUUCUUCAUAAUCAAUUCAGUCUCUCAGAGGCACAACUCCAAUUUGGGUUCUACUCAAAAACAUGUCCAUCAGCAGAAUCCAUCGUCCGUAACGCUGUUCAACAGUCAAUGACCCGCGACCCCGGAAAUGCUGCUGUCUUACUCCGUCUCCAUUUCCACGAUUGCUUUGUCGAGGGUUGUGAUGGGUCGAUUCUAAUAAAACACGAAGGAAAUGAUGACGAGAGAUUUGCUGGGGGUAACGCUGGUGUGGGAGGUUUUGAUGUUAUAGACGAAGCCAAAUCAGAGCUUGAACGUCAGUGUCCGGGCGUUGUGUCUUGCGCCGACAUCGUUGCUCUUGCUGCUAGAGAUGCUGUUGCUGAGGCAAAAGGACCUUUUUACGAGGUUCCAACAGGACGAAGAGAUGGUAACACUGCAAAGUUGAGUAACGCUGCGAACUUGCCAGAUGCUCAAGAUUCCAUAAACAUUUUGAAAUCCAAAUUCAGAGAAAAGGGGCUUUCAGAUAAAGAUCUUGUACUUCUUAGUGCUGGUGCACAUACUAUUGGCACAACAGCGUGUUUCUUCGUUAACCCACGUUUAGAUGCUCAAGACCCCACGAUAAACCCAGAGUUCUUCCAAGUGUUGAGGUCAAAGUGUCCACAAGGUGGUGAUGUUAAUGUCAGAAUUCCGUUGGAUUGGGAAAGCCAGUUUGUGUUCGACGACCAAAUCUUGCAGAACAUCAAAAAUGGCAAAGGAGUCAUUCUAUCAGACUCUGUUUUGUAUCAAGACAAUAAUAUGAAGAAAAUCAUUGAUUCAUAUUUGGCCAAUAACGGGAGUUCGAAAGCGAAUUUUGCUGUGGAUUUUGCUGAAGCCAUGGUAAAGAUGGGUACCAUUGGGGUGAAGGUCGGUGUUGAAGGAGAGAUCAGACACAUAUGCAAUGCUACAAAUUAGUUUCGAUUAACAAAUGCUCAUAUUAAAGUAAAUGCAUAUUAAAUAUCCAAUCCGAAUAUGUUGGAUUUAAAUAAAUAUAAUGAUCAAUGAUUCUUAGGACUAUGAUAAAAACAUG